Messenger RNA from Acanthamoeba castellanii str. Neff, 360 nucleotides. RefSeq lists its product as uncharacterized. Lineage: Eukaryota; Discosea; Longamoebia; Acanthamoebidae. The transcript has a single exon. The record is from RefSeq and is a predicted model, not a curated record. Bases 1 to 360 code for a protein of 119 amino acids.
AUGCCAUUGUGUGAGACCAUCACCAUUGCCUCUGUUGUUGUGCUCUUCAUUGUGCUUGCGCUUGGUGGCAUCUACUACUACUGGUCAACGUGCAAGCCCACCUAUGUCAAGUACGCUGGCCAGAAUCUGACCUGUGAUCUGAGCCCCAACUGCGAUGUGGUGAUCGGAUCAGCCGAGGCCACCGUCGACGCCUGCCAGGCCCGGUGCGAUUCCACUUCGGGGUGCGAGGGCUUCCUCUUCCAGCGCACCGGCGCCGGAUCCGGCAACAACUGCUGGCUCAAGAAGUUUGCCGACUACCCGCCCAAGAUGACCCCGUGGGCAUUGGCCGAUUUCUACCUCAACUCCAAGGAGAAGCAAUGA